GUCAGUUAUAAACACAAGAUAAGAAAGUCACAAGUUCAUUCAAAUACGUAAACUUGAUAUGUGUUACUUCAUAUAUAAAACAAAAAUACAAUGAUAUAUUUAGUUGUGUUGCUUGUAUUGGUUGGCUAUCCCGGACAGGGGAACAGCCUUCAAUGUAGGGUGUGUAAAAACGUUGCUGGCUUGGAAGACUGCACAGAAUCAGAAACAUGUUCACCUAAUUCGGUGUGUUUCACAGAUGAGAAAAUUGUUGGCAAUGAAGUAUUGUACGAGUCUGGCUGUCGGUCUCUGUCCGUUUGCCAGGCGACUGGGCGUAGGUCACUGUCAAAGCGAGAUGAUGGUGCCCUAAUAGCUUGUUCAAGAUGCUGUAACCUUAAUGAAACAGUAACCCCGCUUGGUAAAAAACACUGUAACGAGUAUCUGUGCGGCUUACGUUUAAGCGGAAGUCUGGCGGGAUUACACCAGUGUUACACGUGCUCGGGAGUUAGGGAUAUCAACGCCUGCAACACGAUAACUACCUGUCAACAAGACAAGGUUUGCAUCGUGGAAGAAGGUUAUGAUGUCAACAACUUUACAACAUAUACGAUGGGAUGUUCAAAAACACCUCAAUGUAUACUGGCGACGAGGUUUCGAGUGGAAAAUGAAGCGUUAUUCAAUCAGGGUGCUAUAGUCACUGGUAAACGCAAUGUUGUGACGGCAUGUUCUGCGUGUUGUGGAGGUUCGCUAUGCAAUACUGGUGGUUGUUUCAAGUUAGUUGAUAAACUGCGUAAGUUAUGGAAAGCAGGGAGUUUGGACAUUUCAACGCUUACAUAUGUUCAACCAACCAAUGGAUGAAGUUAAUGCAGUAAAGAUGUAUUAUUAUCACUUUUAACAAGAUAAUAAAUCAUGUCGGUAUC
Messenger RNA from Mercenaria mercenaria, 893 nucleotides. RefSeq lists its product as uncharacterized. Bases 91 to 831 code for a protein of 246 amino acids. Lineage: Eukaryota; Metazoa; Mollusca; Bivalvia; Venerida; Veneridae. The transcript has 10 exons. The record is from RefSeq and is a predicted model, not a curated record.